UGGCAAGACUUCUAUCUGAGCGCAGCAAGUGCCAAAACAGGACAGCAGCCGUCGCAUGCGUGCACUACUCCCUGUGGGUUGGCAUGGUGACCGUGACCCAGUGCUUCAACCAGGGCCCUUCAGCGGCACCGCCCUUUCUCCUUCCAGAUGCUUCCGGGAAGAUUGUCGUCUCUCAAGGUAGCGAGCUCACGACACCUCACCAAGGAGAGGACUCUCAAGUUGGACUCACUUCCUCACGGUCGCAGACUGAUAUUGAUGUCAAUCUCGAGGUUGCUGCUCCAGAAGUCGGCGAGUCCAAUGUGCCGGCCAAUGGGAACAGCAUGGUGGCCAGCCAGCUGCUUUAUCUCCUCGAACUGAGCUGCAGCAUGCCAUCGUCCUCAUACGAUGGUGUUAUCCGUGCGGAUGGUGAAGUAUUGCUCGUCGAGGUACGGGCGCCAGACUUUGAGAUCGUGGAUGACGGCGAGGAGCUCCUUCUCGUCGGAGAGGUAAUUCAUUUCUGCGGGAAGGAGUUUCUUGUUGGCGAAGGCAAUGGGGUAUUUGCCCGGUGGAGCCUCGGGGUGGGUGGGGGAUUCCUUGAUGGAGGGAGUUUCGGUGGUGUCACGAGGGAAAUGUUGGGACAGGACGACUCCCAUGGUGAAGUCGGAGGCGUCGGUGGUGACGUAGAAAUGGCGAGUGGGGUCGGCGAUCUUGAGGACGGGGGCGGUGGUGAUGAGUUGUUUGAUGGCAUCGAAGGCAUUUUGGCGGCGGUCGUUCCAAGUGAAGGGUUCGUCCUUGCGGGCGAGUUCGUGGAGAGGGUACAAGAUGUCGGAGAAGUUGCGGAUAAAGGGGCGGUAGUAGUUGGCAAGGCUGAGAAAUGAUCGAAGUUGGAGUAGGGUCUUGGGAGGUGGGUACUCGAUGAGGGCGGUGACCUUCGAUGGGUCCAUGCGGAUACCUUAAGCGGAGACAA
Messenger RNA from Chara braunii, 946 nucleotides. NCBI's taxonomy places the organism in Eukaryota, Viridiplantae, Streptophyta, Charophyceae, Charales, Characeae. The record is from the annotation of a GenBank genome assembly.